Molecule: messenger RNA, 512 nt
Organism: Sciurus carolinensis (gray squirrel)
Lineage: Eukaryota; Metazoa; Chordata; Mammalia; Rodentia; Sciuridae
Product: metallothionein-1E
Exons: 3
Coding region: 175-360 (61 amino acids)
Molecular function (GO): metal ion binding
Source: RefSeq, a predicted model, not a curated record
ACUCAGCGCGCGUGGCGAGUGCAGACUGCGCCCGGCCCGGGCGGAGUUUUGCACUCGCCCCGCUCGAUCCAGCUAUAAAGGCGGCGCUCGCGCGCUCCGCUCCACCACGCCUCCUCCAGGUUCCUGCCAUCCAGCCGUUUCUGUGUGCGGACUCCAGCCACCGCUUGAUUCGCCAUGGACCCCAACUGCUCCUGUGCCACCGGUGGUUCCUGCACCUGCGCCGGCUCCUGCAAAUGCAAAGAGUGCAAAUGCACCUCCUGCAAGAAGAGCUGCUGCUCCUGCUGCCCCGUGGGCUGUGCCAAGUGUGCCCAGGGAUGCGUCUGCAAAGGGGCAGCGGACAAGUGCAGCUGCUGCGCCUGAUGUGGGGAGAGCCCCGCUUCCACGUGUAAAUAGAACAACAUGAAGAAACCUGCAUUUCUUUUUCUUUUUUUUUCUUUUUUUACGACCCUGACCCAUUUCCUACAUAUGCUUUUUCUAUAAAAUAUGACCGACAAUAAAUGUUGUUGACUUGA